ACAACCUCACCGUACAUACAAAGACGAGAUGGCUCGCAAGUUCUUCGUCGGUGGCAACUUCAAGCUGAACCCGGUCUCGCGGGAGCAGAAGAAGGCGAUCGUGAAGGUGCUCAACGAAGCCGAGCUGGAUGAUGCCGUCGAGGUCGUGAUUGCGCCGCCUUCGAUCUACCUCCUAUCCCUGCUUGAGCUCGUCCGCCCGAGCAUCAAAAUCUCCGCGCAGAACUGCUAUUCCAAGUCCUCCGGCGCGUUCACCGGCGAAAUCAGUGCGGCGCAGCUCGUCGACGCGGGUGUCCCGUACGUCAUCCUGGGCCACUCCGAGCGUCGCACGCUCUUCCACGAGACGUCCGAGAUCGUCGCGGAGAAGACGAAGGCGGCCGUCGAUGCCGGUCUCAGCGUCAUCCUCUGCGUCGGCGAGUCGCUCGCGGAGCGCGAGGCGGGCGUCACCGCCAAGGUCGUCGAGUCCCAGCUUGAACCGGUCAUCAAGCUGCUUAACGAGAAGGACUGGAGUAAUAUCGUCAUCGCGUACGAGCCCGUUUGGGCGAUCGGCACCGGUAAGGUCGCCUCGCCCGCGCAGGCGCAGGAGACGCAUCACGACAUCCGCGCUUACCUGAGCAAGGCCGUGUCGCAGGACGUCGCCGAGUCGACGCGCAUCAUCUAUGGCGGCAGCGUCUCCGCGAAGAACUGCAAAGAGCUAGCUACGCUCCCGGACGUCGACGGAUUCCUCGUCGGCGGCGCUUCGCUCAAACCCGAGUUCGUGGACAUUAUCAAUUCGAAGAAGGUGGCGUAAAGGGUGGACGGAAACGCGGUGAAAGGGCUGCAAUCAAGCAAAAUCAGUGUACCACCUUCCAUGUCGUGAUGUUCGUGCAUAGACUCUUCGGAAAUGCAAUGGGGCACGCAACGGGGCACAGUGAAAAAAUCAGCCGUUGCGCAGGGUGCG
Molecule: messenger RNA, 937 nt
Organism: Punctularia strigosozonata HHB-11173 SS5
Lineage: Eukaryota; Fungi; Basidiomycota; Agaricomycetes; Corticiales; Punctulariaceae
Product: triose phosphate isomerase
Exons: 6
Coding region: 29-787 (252 amino acids)
Biological process (GO): glyceraldehyde-3-phosphate biosynthetic process; glycerol catabolic process; glycolytic process
Cellular component (GO): cytosol
Molecular function (GO): triose-phosphate isomerase activity
Source: RefSeq, a predicted model, not a curated record